AUGCCAACAUCUCUUCAAGGACUAGUCUCUGAAGUCCAUGGUGGCCAACUCUCUGCUGCAUUCGACUACUUUCCUCAUGUGCAGCACUUUGAAACUAUUAGUCUGUCUCACUUUUUCAUUUCUGUUUUCGUAACUACGUUGCCUACUGCAAUGAAUGUCACUUACAUCACUCUUGACGGUCACUUAGAGAUUGAAAAAUACAGAUAUGUCUAUUUUGUCUUCAUGUUUACAAGUUAUGUUCUGAUCCUGUCCAGCAAUUCCACAGUGUUUUGCCUGAUUGUGAUCCACAGAAACCUCCAUGAGCCCAUGUAUGUUUUCAUUGCUGCUCUGCUGAUGAACUCCAUGCUUUUCAGCACCGUGGUCUACCCGAAGCUUUUGAUCGACUUUAUAUCUGAAAAACAGAUCAUAGCUUAUGUAGCUUGUAUCUUUCAGAUGUUUUUGUUCUAUUCAUUAAGCGGCUCUGAAUUCUUACUGUUGGCUGCAAUGGCUUAUGACAGAUAUGUGUCCAUAUGUAAACCUCUGCAAUAUCCAACCAUUAUGAGAAAAAGAAAAGUGACUGUUCUCCUUGUUUUAUCUUGGCUCGUGCCUGCCUGCCAUCUUGUUGUGCCGGCCGUUGGAUAUUCCCAGUUAAAACUCUGCAGCUUUACUUUGAAAGGCAUUUACUGCAACAGCUCAGUGAAUUAUAACUUCUGUGUGACUUCAAGAGUGCUUUAUAUUUAUGGUCUAGUGAUUCUGUUCAAUUUCAGCCUUCUUCCAAUGGUUUUCAUACUGUUCACUUACACAGUGAUCAUCAUAGUGGCCUGUAGGAGCGGUGGGGAUGUGAGGAAAAAAGCAGCACAGACGUGUUUACCUCACCUGCUGGUUUUAUUAAACUAUUCCUGUUUGCUCACUUACGACGUGAUUAUUGUCAGACUGAAGUCUGAGAUUUCAAAGACUGUAAGUUUUGUGAUGACGCUGCAAAUAAUAAUGUACAGUCCUCUUUUUAACCCAGUCGUAUAUGGACUGAAAAUGAAAGAAAUUUACAAACACCUGAAGCGGUUGCUCUGUCACGCCAGAGGAUAA
Xiphophorus couchianus (Monterrey platyfish) is the source of this 1062-nucleotide messenger RNA. RefSeq names its product olfactory receptor 11A1-like. Gene Ontology annotation, molecular function: G protein-coupled receptor activity; olfactory receptor activity; odorant binding. The record is from RefSeq and is a predicted model, not a curated record. NCBI's taxonomy places the organism in Eukaryota, Metazoa, Chordata, Actinopteri, Cyprinodontiformes, Poeciliidae. The transcript has 2 exons. The coding region runs from base 1 to 1062 and encodes 353 amino acids. Gene Ontology annotation, biological process: G protein-coupled receptor signaling pathway; detection of chemical stimulus involved in sensory perception of smell. Gene Ontology annotation, cellular component: membrane.